UAGAUGCCGCUUAAUUGCCUCGAAUGAUUCAUCAAAGCUGUGGACUUCCUGCCUGGAACAGUUCAGUUCAGGAAGAAGAAAUAAUGGCGACGCAUCUAGGGUCCGAAUUCCCUUGGACCGGAGGAAAACGAAGAAAUUGCAACGGCAACAUCGUGACAAAAAUCAACGCAGGUCGAAUUACAGGCCAUGGUUUGAGCCGAGGGACGCAGCUCCCAGGGAGUCUGCUCCAAGAGAGGGACAAAAGGGCUAAGUGGCAUGGCAUCCCCACUCUGCUGCAGAAGCUCUAUGAAAGCAGCCAUCCCAAUAGUGACCUCUCAAAUACUCACAGCUUACUGAAGGUGUUGUCAUCCCAGCUCUCCAUGGAGGCCAUGUCUUUUGUCACAGAGGACAGGAAGACAGCUCAGGAAUCUACCUUCCCCAACACAUACACCUUUGAUCUCUUUGGUGGAGUAGAUCUGCUUGUGGAGAUCUUGAUGAGACCCACUCUCACUAUGCAGAAGAAAAAACCCAAAAUGAAUGAUGACUUGGUCAAGGACUGCCUUAGUGUUCUCUACAACUGCUGUAUAUGUACGGAAGGAGUCACAAAGAGUCUGGCAGCAAGGGAGGACUUUGUACUUUUUCUCUUUACCCUGAUGACAAACAAGAAGACCUUCCUACAGACAGCAACCCUUAUUGAGGAUAUUUUGGGAGUCAAAAAGGAGAUGAUUCAGCUAGAGGGCAUCCCAAAUCUGUCAGGCCUGGUCCAGAGCUUUGACCAGCAGCAGCUGGCCAAUUUCUGUCGCAUCCUGUCAGUCACUAUUUCAGAGCCUGAUGUUGGGAAUGAUGACAAGCAUACCCUCCUGGCCAAAAAUGCCCAACAGAAACGCAAUGCCAGCCCCUCAAGGGCAGAGGUGAACCAGGUAACCCUGCUGAACAUCCCAGGCUUCAUUGAGCGACUAUGUAAACUGGCCACUAGAAAGGUGUCUGAGGCCACAGGGACAUCUAACUUUCUGCAAGAGCUGGAGGACUGGUACACAUGGUUGGACAGUGCUCUGGUGCUAGAUGCCCUUAUGCAGAUGGCUACUGAAGAGGCUGAACAAAGUAGCACUGAGUCAUCAGAUGAGAGUUCUCUAGCCACCAGUCCUCUCAGACACCGCCUGCCCCAGUCCAUGAAAAUUGUCCAUGAGAUCAUGUACAAAGUAGAGGUGCUCUAUGUGCUGUGUGUACUUCUCAUGGGUCGACAGAGGAAUCAGGUCCAUAAGAUGCUGGCUGAGUUCCGUCUUAUCCCUGGGCUAAAUAACCUGUUUGAUAAGCUGAUUUGGAGGAAGUACACAGCUUCCAAUCAUGUGGUGCAUGGCCAGAAUGAGAACUGCGACUGUAGUCCAGAAAUCUCUUUCAAAAUCCAGUUUCUGCGAUUACUCCAGAGUUUCAGUGACCACCAUGAAAACAAGUACUUGCUGUUGAAUUGCCAGGAGCUGAAUGAAUUGAGUGCCAUCUCCAUGAAGGCCAACAUCCCUGAGGUGGAUGCCCUGGUCAACACUGACAGGAGCCUGGUGUGCGAUGGCAAAAAAGGCCUCCUCACACGCCUCCUUACUGUCAUGAAGAGGGAACCUCCAGAUUCCUCAUUCAGAUUCUGGCAGGCAAGGGCUGUGGAAAGUUUCCUCAGAGGAGCCACCUCCUAUGCAGACCAGAUGUUCCUCCUAAAGAGAGGACUACUAGAGCCUCUUAUCUUUCUACAGCACAUCCUGUUCUGUAUUAUAGACAGUGGCUGUACAUCCCGAGAUGUUCUACAGAGCUACUUUGACCUGCUUGGAGAGCUCAUGAAGUUUAACAUAGAUGCCUUCAAGAGAUUCAACAAAUAUGUCAACACUGAGGAGAAGUUUCAGACCUUCAUGACACAGAUCAACAGUUCUCUGGUGGAUUCCAACAUGUUGGUGCGCUGCAUCGUCCUUUCCCUUGACCGCUUUGAGAAUCAAACUGAAGAUGUCAAAGUUAUGGAGGUGCUGUCAGAGUGCUGCCUGCUGUCUUAUAUGGCCAGAGUGGAAAACAGGCUAUCCUUCCUUUUUAGACUUGUCAACAUCAUCAACGUACAGACACUCACACAGGAGAAUGUGAGCUGUCUCAACACCAGCCUGGUAAUCCUGAUGCUGGCCAGAAGGAGGGCAAAGCUGCCCUUCUACCUCAGUGCCCUUCGAGAGAAAGAGUAUGCUGAGAAGUACCCCGGCUGCCUGCUCAACAAUUUCCACAACCUACUGCGCUUCUGGCAGCGCCACUACCUCAACAAGGACAAAGACAGCACUUGUCUAGAGAACAGUUCCUGCAUCCCCUUUAGCUACUGGAAGGAGACAGUGUCAGUGCUGCUGGGCUCAGACAGGACUUCUCUGUGUGCCAUAGCCAGCUAUAUAGAUGAGCCCUUCUUGGACCUGGACAGAGACCUGCUGGAGGAUUGACCCCUAGCCUCA
Lampris incognitus (smalleye Pacific opah) is the source of this 2441-nucleotide messenger RNA. RefSeq names its product transient receptor potential cation channel, subfamily C, member 4 associated protein a (gene trpc4apa). Bases 24 to 2429 code for a protein of 801 amino acids. Gene Ontology annotation, cellular component: Cul4A-RING E3 ubiquitin ligase complex. NCBI's taxonomy places the organism in Eukaryota, Metazoa, Chordata, Actinopteri, Lampriformes, Lampridae. Gene Ontology annotation, biological process: ubiquitin-dependent protein catabolic process. Gene Ontology annotation, molecular function: phosphatase binding. The transcript has 18 exons. The record is from RefSeq and is a predicted model, not a curated record.